GGAUGAGGAGAAGGGGGGAUGUGCCAGGCAACUCUCGCCAUCUUGCGCUCGUUUCCAGAAACGUAGACGUGAAAUUUGGAUUUGUAGCAUGUGCUAAAGCAGCAGGUGCCGUGCGUAGGCAUCUCGAACAGUCAGCCUUGAGCGGCGACGGAACACGGGCGGAUCUGACGAACCGUGACGUAGCUCUGCCCCUCCCGUCCCUGUGUGAGAAUAGCGAAGGCGUGGCCCGUGACACAUCACUCUCCGGCUUUCCUUCUUGCCGCUGUUUGGCGCGUUUUCCCGAGUUGUGCUAGAGUGAUUUGUUUUGUGUUCUGUUAAAACUAAUUAACGUUUGUGCAAACUAUUAACUUAGUAUUUCUGUUAUCCAAUUACUAUAAUCUUUACUGUUUAGCUGUUAAAUUUAAAAUUGGAGCUGUUGAAACCUGCACAUUUAAUCACAUGAUCACAUGGAUAUUCACAGUGAUUGAAAAAGGAUACAAAAUUACUGAAAUAAGAACCUACAAUUUCCAUAUAUUCCACAAAUGUCUGUUGACAAAGAAGAGCUGGUUCAGAGGGCGAAGCUUGCAGAGCAAGCUGAGCGCUAUGACGACAUGGCAGCUGCAAUGAAAGCAGUAACAGAGACAGGCGUUGAGCUCUCAAACGAAGAGCGGAAUCUGUUGUCAGUGGCAUACAAGAAUGUAGUAGGAGCACGUAGGUCAUCGUGGAGAGUUAUUUCUUCGAUUGAGCAGAAGACAGAAGGCUCGGAGAGGAAACAGCAGAUGGCCAAAGAGUACAGAGAAAAGGUUGAAAAAGAAUUGAGAGAAAUCUGCUAUGAUGUUCUGGGUCUCCUUGAUAAAUACCUGAUUCCUAAGGCCAGCAAUGCAGAAAGCAAAGUAUUUUAUCUCAAAAUGAAGGGUGACUACUACAGGUAUCUCGCAGAAGUUGCAACAGGAGAAACAAGAAACACUGUUGUGGAAGACUCCCAGAAAGCGUACCAAGAUGCGUUUGAAAUAAGCAAGGCCAAAAUGCAGCCAACCCAUCCAAUCAGGCUUGGCCUGGCAUUAAAUUUCUCCGUCUUCUAUUAUGAAAUCCUCAAUUCACCAGAUAAAGCAUGCCAGUUAGCGAAGCAGGUUGGUCAAAUGUGUACAUUUAAGGUGUUUGUGAAGGAUGGGUCAUGAACUUUGAACUAAAGUUAACCAAGUUCAUGGCCAAUUUUUCAUAGAGCUUCAAUCUUUUUUGGACAGGCAGUGCUCUCAUGUGGCUGGUGGGAAAAACACAAUAGGUAUGAAAGAGAAGUUGCUUUUAAGUGGUCCUGUUUUUAACUAACUUAAUGUAAUUUAUUUCACCAAUUAACCACUUUAUUUUAAUGUUUAAGGUAAUUUUAUUACGCUGAUGUACACCAAUAUCCUUGCAGAAUUUGAAUAUCGGUAAUAACUAUUUUUACAGGAUCUGAAAUUCAGUGAGCAAUUUUUCGUUCAUACUACCUAUCCGGACUAUUAGAAGAAACUUGCUUUUUGAAAGCUAACUUUGAUUUUUUUUUUCCCUACCUCUUUGUCAGCGGUAGUCGACGAUUCUCAGAAAGCCUACCAAGAGGCAUUUGACAUUGCUAAGUCAAAAAUGCAGCCAACACAUCCAAUUCGACUUGGGCUUGCCCUGAAUUUUUCAGUUUUCUAUUAUGAAAUAAUAAAUUCACCAGCAAGAGCUUGUCAUCUGGCAAAGCAGGUAGGCUAGUGUGGAAAUUCCUGCCUGGUUUGUGUAUAAAAACAACUAACUGUUCAAAGUAAAAAAAGAAAAUAAAUCAGAAUUUACUCGGAUUGUGGUGUGAACGGACUCCAAUCUUCAAUAGUAACGUACUAAUAGCAUGCCUAUGUUUUAUGCAUGGGAAAUUUAUUUCAAGCCGUUCAACCGGAUGCAUCUGAGUGUUGCGCUAGAGUAACAGGCUGAGUCAGUUUGCCUUAAGUAAUCCAGGGAAUUUUUGUAUGAACAGAUGGCUCACCAAUUUUUACAAAAAGUUAAUUUCAUAGUUCAAUAAACUUUAUGUUACGUGUAGUGUAGCUGUUUGUUGAGGUACACAAUAUUCAUAGAACUAUUAAAAAUAAUUUUUAAUUAGUAUGAGAUUGCUAAUUCUUCUAAGAAUUUUGGAUGUAAGUUUAUUACAACAGUUUUUGUAUUAUCAGAAUUUGGUAAUAAAAAAGGUUUGCAUAAUCAUGUAACUGUUUUACAGAUAGUUAAAUUAUCUGGAUUUGAAUGAAAAUCUUUGUCAGCAGUUUUGAGAUUUAGCCAAUUAUAAUUUGUGUUUGGUGACUAGCAUAUAAUUGAGUCAAUAUUUGGUUUCCAAUAAAUUUUACAAUCAUUAAAAACUGUUAUGUGUUUUAUUGCCGUUAACUAUUACCGUGUUUUAUCGCUUAAUCAUCUGUUAUUUUAGAGCAUCAAAAUUUUCUUACGUGAAAUUUGCAUGAUUUUGGUCAUGCUGUAAGAUUCUAAGCACUUUCUGUAAGUAGUGAACAUGACCUUGCCAAAGGUCACAGGACAAAAGUACUAUGCUACAGCAUUUGGUUUUCAAGUUGCUGUCGAACAGUGUGGUAGUUAUAAUGGAAAACUAUAGUAAUUGCAAUUACAGAAACUCGUUUGUAAGAUGUGCCUGCACAAUAGUUUCCUGUCUAAUAUGAUCAUUUUUUUUUCUUUCACCAUUUUAUUUUAAAGUUGAAAUCCAUUAGUCAUUAGGGUAUUACCAGUUACUUAUUUGACAUAAAUAGUUGUUUUAUGUCUAAAUAUUCUUUAAAGACAUUGUAAGCGUUAAUUUUUUUUGUUUUAUUUAUGUAGCGCACAUAUAAAUGAUGCUAGCACUAGUUGGCAUCAUUAUGUUUGGUUAUGUUGAUGCCCAUAUAGAGUUUGCGCACGUAGUCAAAUAUCGAUAUCUUGCCAAUUGCAUGCAAUGCACAUGCACUCUGUGUGCAGAGUAAACUGCAUUUGAUAGCAUUCACUGUUUGUGGUUAGUGUGUCAACGAUACUUAUGGAAACACUUUGUUAGUUCUGGCUCAAGUUUAUUUCUCCAUUAAGUUUAGGAAAUAUGUUUUGUUGCACUCCUAAUUUAUUUGAACAGUUAUUCAUGCUUUUUAUUACUCUUCUUUUUAAUUAAACGUACUUCCAAUGCAACAUGUUUUGUUUAUGUGAAAAACAACCUCGGCAAAAUUGCUUUUCUCGCGUAAAAGUCGAACCCCUACUUUUCAAACUGAUUUUAGCAUAAAAUGUGCAACAGUUAUACAAUAAAACACUGUUAUAACAUUUUUAUAAAUCUUCUAAUUUAUGAGGUAUUCCAAGUAAAUAUCUAACAUUCACAUACCUGCCUAUGCUAAGCUCCUUAUGACUAUUUCUUUGCAGUAUAGUGUGUUUUGUAGUUGCAAAGGAUUUUCAUUUAUCAGAUGAGUAUUUUGUACUUAUCAUUAAUCGCACCUUGCUGGCUGGUUAAUAUUGCCUGCAGUAAAUAUGAGAAAUAUACUUGUAUCGGCAAAAAAAUCUUUUACACAAAAGUUUGAUUCUAUUACUUGAGAAUGCUUUCACGUGUCUUCUCUUUAUUAGUAAAUUUACAAAAAAAAAAAAAAAUUCUAUACUUGUGCUUAGGGACGACUAUAAACUUUUGUAGUUUUCCAUUUCUAACAUAACCUUUUUCAUCAGCCAUUUUGGGAACUAGUGCUGCCUGAAAAUAUAGGGCUUAUCUUUAGAACAAUUCAGUUUAUUCUUACAAAGUUUGGUAUGAAAUUAAAGCUAUGGUAGUUGCCAAUCCACAUCAUUUAAUGGCAAUUAUAAAAGCCCCAAUAACAUUUUUGUGGGACAGUAACUGAUAUUCAGUCAAGUGUAGUGUACUAUCAGUGGAAUGGAGCACAAAGAUAAAUUUUAUGUUAAACAUGUCUCAUUUUUCUAAUUGUAUGAAGUUUUUCAAGAAAUAUCUUAAACCACUUAUUUCUACCAAACUUUGUAAGUAUAUAGUGCAUAGUAAGUGCAUGCAGUUUAUUGAAAUAGUUUUACAGUUCAUGAUGGAACUGACAUAUUAAAAAGUAUGUAAUCUUAGAUUAAACUGUUUAAAGACUCAUUUACUCUAAAAUUAGUGCAUUUGUGUACAACUAACAUUUAUAUUUUGUAUUAGUUGAAAUCAUUAAACAAAGUUUUGAAAUCUUAAUUUUUCUUUUAAUAUGUUUAACAGGAUGUCUACUGUCAGUCAGUCCCAAAAGUGUCAUAAAUAGUUAAUUUUCUUUGGUUGAAGUCCUAAGAAUGUUUUUCAAAUGAUGUGGUCCAGAGUAAGUGCAACUUCUUUGUACACUAACAAGAAUAUUCGUGUAUGCUAUUCAAUGUUAAAAUGGGUUCACAUACUUACCUACUUAUACAAUUUACACAUAACAUUUAGGGAAAAUCGUUUAGUUGUAUGUUUUUAGUCCUUAUCUGGUUUCCCAAAAUUUUAAUGUUACUAAAAUAAAUUAGUAAGCUUUUGAUAUCAUUUCAGCAUUGGGAUAUCAAGGUCAAAUAAACAGAAGGGGGGGGAAAAAAUGUUUUUCUUCACUGGCUGCCACAAGCAUAUUGUAAAAGUAUUUUAAAUUUUUUAUUGAUUUUUGUGGGCUUUGGCUGUUUGAUAUCUGCAGUCCAGAUUGAGUGAAUUAGUACGCAAAAUUUUGAUGCUGUGGUUAUGAGAUGUAUUUAUUUUAGUGUGUGCAGUAAUUGCUUUUGCUAUGUGGUUCUACUUGAAUAUUUUAGUUGCUUGUAUUGUAAUUAAGAUUGGUGGCAAUACCUUUUUUCAUGUUUGCAAUAAUAUACCUUCUGAAAGGUUUGUCAAUGCAGUCAUUAGAAGUGUGUUCACGUUUUUAAUUAAUUGACAAACGUAACCUAUUGUUGAGUAUGGCCGACCAUGCAGGCAGGGCAUCUGCUGAAGAAAAUGUUUCCAUCGACGUGAAGCAAUACAGUUGUAUCAGAACACAAACAUCUGCAAUUUUUAUAGAUUACUUAAAAUGCUACAGAGUAUAUUGUGAUCCAUUUGCAAUUGGCCCUUUUUGUCUGCCCACCGAUGAUAAUGAUUCGGAGACAUAAUUUCAAAAUAUACAUAAUAAACAUGCCACUCCCACUUACGGCAGGAGAUUCCAGAUUUUCAACCUGAUCUCCUGCCCUCCCGAUAAGGAAUUUGAAUCUCCAGCUUUGUGUUUUGAGUUCUUGUGGUUUGUAGUUUUAAUGCCAUACAUUAUUAUGGCAUUCAUACCAUAACUUCGGACUAUUCAGUAUGACGUACAUAGGCAUUAUAGGUGGUACCAUAACUUGUAAGAACAGUUGCAUAAAUCUUUGGCUUAAAAAAACGCAUCUGCGGUGCUAGCUAACAUUGGUGGUUGUGGAAAUUUUGGGAUUUUUUUGUACGCACUUGUGUUUAUCUAAUAAUAAAAGGUUUCAUAGAUGAUCUAAGAGAGGCCUGCCACCAAAUUAGGUUCCAAAAUCCUGUAAAAUUUACAGCCUUAAUUGACAAUUUAUUUUUAUUAAUUGUUUUUAAGUAUUCAUUGCAUUUCAAAACAAAAUUUAAAAAAAAUAAAAUGAAUGUAAAAAAUUAAUACGAGGGUUAUUUUUUUUUCAACCUCCGAUCGGCUGUAAUAAAGAAACGGGAAUGAAUUGGGGAAUUAUUUUAAUGUCAAAAGAAACAUACAUCUUUACUCUAUUUUUCCACAUAAUCACCGUGCAGAUUGAGGCAUUUGUCAUACCGAUGCACCAGCUUUCCAAUACCCUCUGCAUAAAAUGAUGCCUCCUGCCUAUUCAGCCAUGUUUUAACAGUGCUCUGCAGUUCAUCAUUGGUGUUGAAGCGUCGUCCUCCAAGCCACAUUUUCAACGUAAGGAAAAGGUGAUAGUCACUCGGUGCCAAAUCCGGACUGUAAGGAGGGUGAUCAAACACAACUGAGGUGUGAGUUGGCCGCUCCACGUGGUUGGUGGAAGGGGGUAAACACUACGAGACGUGUCGAUUCGUGUACGAGCGAUUAGGGUAUCGAUUAAUGGGCAUGCCAUGGAGAAAUGAAACUGUAAUCACACUGCAGGGCACUGUUAAAACGUGGCUGAAUAGACAGGAGGCAUCAUUUUAUGCAGAGGGUAUUGGAAAGCUGGUGCAUCUGUAAGACAAAUGCCUCAAUCUGCACGGUGAUUAUGUGGAAAAAUAGAGUAAAGAUGUACGUUUCUUUUGACAUUAAAAUAAUUUCCCAAUUCAUUCCCGUUUUUUUAUUACAGCCGAUCGGAGGUUGAAAGAAAAAUAACCCUCGUAUUUGCCACUUACAUUACAAAACUAAUAGUUUGUAUCAUAAUAAAAUGAAAAGUAAUUUAAAAUUUCUCUUCAGUAUAGACUUUGGUGCUUUUCUUAUUUACAAACUAUAAAUACAUCCAUACAACUGAUGUUAUUUACAAAAAAAAUGUAUUUCGCAUCAUUAACUAGCUACUUUUUCAUGUUCUGUGCUCUUUUCCGCAUCUCGUCAGUGGGCUUGAAAGCCAGACCUGCAGAUGUUCUCAUUCUGCAAUGCAACAGUGCAUUUAACAUUGGUGAUUCCAAUGAUGAUCUGUGAGCAGUUUUAACCAUCUUGAGAUUGCUGAAAACUUUUCACAGCAGCAUUGCUGUGGGGAAGAAUUAUCAUGGUUUUUGCAAGU
Bacillus rossius redtenbacheri is the source of this 6633-nucleotide messenger RNA. RefSeq names its product 14-3-3 protein zeta (gene 14-3-3zeta). The coding region runs from base 522 to 1157 and encodes 211 amino acids. Lineage: Eukaryota; Metazoa; Arthropoda; Insecta; Phasmatodea; Bacillidae. The record is from RefSeq and is a predicted model, not a curated record. The transcript has 4 exons. Gene Ontology annotation, cellular component: cytoplasm. Gene Ontology annotation, biological process: signal transduction; intracellular protein localization.